Corylus avellana is the source of this 2265-nucleotide messenger RNA. The record is from RefSeq and is a predicted model, not a curated record. NCBI's taxonomy places the organism in Eukaryota, Viridiplantae, Streptophyta, Magnoliopsida, Fagales, Betulaceae.
AUGAGUUAUCAAACAAGAACCAUGAAAGAGUUGAUGGCUCAUCAUCUCCUCUUAACCUUGUCUCUUUUUGGCAUUUUUGCUGCAAAUCAUGCAUGCGACCAAAACGACCAGCUCUCUCUCUUGUCCUUACCCUUCAAUACAUCUUUUCCUCCAUUAAAUUGGUCUUCUAUUGACUGUUGCAGUUGGGAAGGUAUUUCUUGUGAUCAAAACGGUAAGGUUAACCAUAUUUGGUUACCCUCUAGACACCUCAAAGGGAGUAUAUCUCCCUUUCUUGAAAACCUCACAAGGCUCACUCACCUCAAUCUCUCCCACAAUUCAUUUUCAGGAGCUCUCCCUACCGAAUUCUUUUCGUCUUUGAAUCAACUCAAGAUCCUUGAUUUGAGCUACAACUAUCUGGGUGGAGAUAUAUCAUUGCUGUUUUCAUCGACUAAUGGCUCUUCUACUGGUUGGCCAACCUCCAUUCAAAUACUCGACAUGUCAAGCAAUAACUUUAAUGGGACAAUGAAAUCUUCAUUCCUCCAAGGAGCAUGGAACUUGAUCAAUCUCAAUGUCAGCAACAAUAGUUUCACGGGCCGUAUCCCUUCCUCUUUUUGCAUCAAUUCUCCAUUUGUUAGGCUCCUCGAUUUCUCUCGUAAUUAUUAUAGUGGCCAAAUUUCUAGUGGACUAGGGAGAUGUUUUAAACUAGAGGUUUUUCGAGCUGGUUUUAACUCUCUCUCUGGAUUACUCCCUCAUGAUAUAUAUAGUGCAACAGGGUUGGAAGAAAUCUCUUUGCCUUUUAAUAAUCUUUCGGGGCCCAUUAGCAAUAACAUCAUGAACUUUACCAAACUCACGAAGCUUGAGUUAUAUAGCAAUAAAUUCAGCGGCAAACUCCCUGGGAAUAUCGGAAGGCUCUCCAAAUUAAAGGACCUACUCCUUGAUACAAACUUCUUAACAGGUUCUCUUCCCCCAUCUUUGAUGAAUUGCACUAAUCUCACAAAAUUGAGUCUAUGGUUCAAUUCCUUUGAAGGAAAUAUCUCCACCUUUAAUUUCUCCGGUCUUCAUCAACUUUCUAUACUUGACAUGGGGAGAAAUAACUUCACAGGUAGUUUGCCAAUGAGCCUUUACUCAUGCAAGUCCCUAAGAGCAAUUCGACUUUCUCGAAACCAAAUAGAGGGGCAAAUCUUACCUGAGAUACAUCAAUUGAAAUUCUUAUCUUUCCUUUCCCUUGGUACCAGUAGUCUAACCAAUAUAACAGGGGCAAUCAAGAAUUUGAUGGGUUGCAAGAAUCUCAACGUAUUAAUCCUUGCUGAUAAUUUUAAGCAUGAGGCAAUACCAGGUGAUGAUAAAAUGAUUGGUUAUGAUGGAUUUGAAAAUCUUCGACUUUUGAGUUUUACUCAUUGCCAACUAACUGGUCAAUUUCCUAUAUGGCUAACUAAGCUUAAGAAGCUACAAGUCUUGGAUCUAAGUUACAAUCGCAUCACAGGUUCAAUUCCUAGUUCCUUGUCAACACUUCCAGAACUCUUCCUAUUACAGUUGUCUAAUAAUUUUAUUUCAGGUGAAUUCCCAAAGGAACUUUGUGAAUUGCCAUCAUUGCUUUCAAAACAAGAUAGAGCUCUUGUAGACCAUCACAGUCUAGAUUUGCCUAUCUUUAUUUACAUAAAUGGUAUCUAUAGCCAAUACAAUUACCUCACCAACAUGCCACCAACAAUAUCGGUCGGAAACAACUGUCUUAUUGGCAACAUCCCGCUUGAGAUUGGUCAUUUGCAGUUGAUUCAUAUUUUGAGUCUUGGCCAUAACAACUUCUCAGGCAAAAUUCCAGACCAAAUAUCUAAGCUCACAAACUUAGAAAGAUUGGAUCUCUCUGCAAAUCAAUUGUCGGGUGAAAUACCAGUAUCACUAAGUAGUUUGCAUUUCUUGUCAAAGUUUAGUGUUGCAGACAAUAAUCUGAAUGGACCAGUACCAUUAGGCACUCAGCUCCAAAGCUUUGGUGUCUCUGCAUAUGAAGGCAAUCCUAAACUUUGUGGCCCCCCACUUCCAAAUGGGUGUGCUGAUAUUGUUAGUAGCAACAUUGACAAGGACAUUCAAGAUGAUGAAGAUUGGUUUGGAAUGCCAUUGUUUCCAAUUAUUGUGGUUCUUGGCUUCGUUACAGGCUUUUGGGGCGUCUUGGGUCCUUUACUUCUUAGCUACACUUGGAGAGUCGCUUAUUUUCAAUUCCUAGACAAUGUAAAAAAGAGGCUCUAUGUCACACUGGGAAUGUGUUUGACUGGAUUGCACAGAAGGUUAUGA